Messenger RNA from Branchiostoma floridae (Florida lancelet), 1836 nucleotides. RefSeq lists its product as uncharacterized. The transcript is spliced from 2 exons. The coding region runs from base 104 to 1747 and encodes 547 amino acids. Lineage: Eukaryota; Metazoa; Chordata; Leptocardii; Amphioxiformes; Branchiostomatidae. The record is from RefSeq and is a predicted model, not a curated record.
AUCUGACCUUAGCAACGGUUGCUAUCCGCCAUCUUUGUGACCCAGCGCAACGUCCCCCUGAUCACAACAACAACAGUGUCCCCUACCCUACGCGUUCUUAGCGAUGGUUCUGUGUAUUAUUGUGGGCUGUGGGUCGAGAUCUGACAGAAACUCGGACAGGGAGAAGAUUUCCUUUUUUUCUAUACCGAAAGUUGUUAGCAAUCAGGGCGUGGAGCAUGAGGAGCUGACAGUAGAGCGCCGGAGGCUGUGGAUAGCGGCGAUCAGCCGCGGAGACACGACGACAAAAGACAUCCUUCAGACAGAACGUGUAUGUGGCCGUCAUUUUGUGUCUGGGAGGGCUGCUCCCGUGUGGGACAGGUAUAAUGUGGACUGGACCCCCACACUGAACCUUGGAAGGAAAGAAUACGCGUACGUAGAAGAAGGGACAAAGGAAAAGCUACAGAAGAAGGUAGGAGAGAGGGCUGUACGGGCUAAAGAACGCACGAAGCGAGGCGCUGAACAGCGGGUAGAGGCUGCAGCGAAGAGGACGCCGCAAAAUCCCACUGGGUACCGUUUGCAAGAUAUCGAUUUGACCAAAGUUGAAGAUGUGCCCCUAGACGUGGAAAUGGCUGACCUUACGAUAUCAAGUGAGGAGCCAGGGCCUGUUGAAACACUGACAACUGAGUUGCCGUAUGUGUUUAGCAGUAAGCCAGUUAGCCGAGAGUCUAAGACAUCCGAAACACAGCGAGAGUCUAAGACAUCUGAAACACAGCGAGAGUCGAAGACUUCCGAAACACAGGGAGAGUCGAAGACAUCCGGAACACAGACAGACGAGUUCCAGUACAUGUUUGGUGAGCCAUGUUAUCAAGCCCCAAACAAAGACUUUUACAAGUCAGAUGAGAAGGUUAGAUUUUAUACCGGUCUGCCUUCAUAUGAAGUUCUUAUGGUUAUUUUUGACCACGUAGCUCCAUUUGUUACACGCAAAAGUCAGAGUCUGGAUAGUUUCCAGGAGCUCAUGAUAGUUCUCAUAAAGCUAAGACUUAAUGUACCAUUACAAGAUUUGGCAUACACAUUUCAGGUAUCCCUUGCCACUGUAUCGCGCAUAUUUAGCACAUGGAUAGUAGCUCUAGAUACUAGACUGUCAUGUUUUGUUUCCUGGCCCGAAAGAGAGGAUUUGUGGAGGACUAUGCCUAUGUGCUUCCAGUAUGCAUUUGGGCGGAAAGUGACUGUUAUCAUUGACUGCUUUGAGGUGUUCAUUGCAAAGCCUACAAACCUCCUGGCCCGAGCACAGACAUUCUCGAAUUACAAGCAGCACAAUACUAUUAAAGUUCUCAUUGGUAUCACACCUCAAGGAUCAAUCUCGUUUGUGUCAGAGGCUUGGGGUGGACGCACGUCAGACAAGUUUCUGACAGAGAACUGUGGGUUCUUAGACAAGCUGCUACCAGGUGACACAGUGCUGGCUGAUAGAGGAUUUACCAUUGAUGAAAGUGUUGGACUGAAACAGGGAAAGCUUGUAAUCCCUGCUUUCACAAAGGGAAAGGCUCAGCUAGAUCCAAUAGAUGUGGAGAAAUCAAGGGGUAUUGCUAGUGUAAGAAUACAUGUCGAGCGAGUGAUUGGUUUAUUGCGCAGGAAGUACACUUUCUUACAAGGAACUAUUCCCACAGACUACUUGGUUUGUCGUGAGUCUGAAGUACCAUUGAUUGACAGAAUCAUCAGAGUAUGCUCAGCACUUGUUAACUUCUGUCCUCCGAUUGUACCAUUUGACUAGGUGCCCUCUCAUUCUGUUUUAAGCAGAAAGGGAAAUAUAACUGUUUACAUGAUGUAUGGACAUUAUUACUAUCAGUCAUUACUUCCUGC